CCGCUUUUGCUUACACCAGGUGCACGCCGGCUGCGGGGAGCACAAAGCGGGGCGCACCGAGGGCGCCGGCAGCUAGCCGGCGAGCUAAGCGAGGCCCGUGCGCCCGCGCCUGCAGCGCCCUCCGGGCGGGGAGAGGGGCCGCCGGCGUCAGCGCGGGCAGCAGCAUCCGCGCGGUGGCAUCCCUAGGCGCUCCGGACGCCCUCCUUUGGACCUGGACACUCGCUGCCCCGCUGUCGGCAUCCCGCUUCCAUCCUUUACCCCAAUCCUGCCUGCCUCUGCCCGGCCCCCGAGAGCCGGAUUGAGCCCAGGCCCGCGCAGCAGCUGUUGCUCGUGUUACUGCCUCGCUUCGCGUCUUGGUGCUCUGCCGCGAGCCCCCUAAGGAGCCAGUGCCUGUGGGUUUGGAGGGAGGUGCGGCUCAGCCGGUCCUCCUUCUCCUCUCCCUCCUGCUGCCGCCUCCGGUGCCCGGUCCGUGCGCACCCCGACACCCCUGCCAGCCGGGCCUCGGGGCACAUCUCCAGACUCUGAUUGGGCUGAAAUAACUUAUGCCAUAGAGCUGUGCGUAUGCCUGGAAUUGAGAGACACAGGUAAAGAGACUCCAGAUUGCGUCCUGCCUUCUGAAACGCCAGGAAAUCAUCCCUUCAGACUCUGGAAUUCUACAGCUUUCAACAGAGACUUUACUUAAAUGUUUACAUUUUUUGCUUGCUGUCUUUCAUACCACUAUAUAGUGCUCGUGUUUUGUUAAAACUUAACAAUUGUCAGGAGUUCAACUUGCUUGGCAAGCCAGCAUGGCUAGGAUGAGCUUUGUUUUAGCAGCUUACCAGGUGGUGCUGAGCUUGCUCAUGACUUCAUUAACUGGGUCUCCCCUACAAAGUAGUGAGUGUCCACAACUUUGUGUGUGUGAAAUUAGGCCCUGGUUUACCCCUCAGUCAACGUACAGAGAAGCCACCACUGUUGACUGCAAUGAUCUCCGCUUAACAAGGAUCCCCAGCAACCUUUCCAGUGACACUCAGGUGCUUCUCUUACAGAGCAAUAACAUCGCCAAGACUGUGGAUGAGCUACAGCAGCUUUUCAACCUGACGGAGCUAGAUUUCUCCCAAAACAACUUUACAAACAUUAAGGAGGUUGGGCUGGCAAACCUGACCCAGCUCACCACCCUACAUCUGGAGGAAAAUCAGAUUACGGAAAUGAAUGAUUAUUGUCUACAAGACCUCAGCAACCUUCAAGAACUCUACAUCAACCAUAACCAGAUUAGCACUAUUUCUGCUAAUGCUUUUUCAGGCUUAAAAAAUCUUUUAAGGCUCCACCUGAACUCCAACAAAUUGAAAGUGAUUGAUAGCCGCUGGUUUGAUUCCACACCCAACCUGGAAAUUCUCAUGAUUGGGGAAAACCCCGUGAUUGGAAUUCUGGAUAUGAACUUCAAACCUCUCUCAAAUUUGAGAAGCUUAGUUUUGGCCGGAAUGUAUCUCACUGAUAUUCCUGGAAACGCCUUGGUGGGCUUGGAUAGCCUCGAGAGUCUGUCGUUUUAUGAUAACAAACUGGUCAAAGUCCCUCAACUUGCCCUGCAAAAAGUUCCUAACUUGAAAUUCUUAGACCUCAACAAAAACCCCAUCCACAAAAUCCAGGAAGGGGACUUCAAAAAUAUGCUUCGGUUAAAAGAACUGGGGAUCAACAAUAUGGGGGAGCUCGUUUCUGUGGAUCGCUAUGCCCUGGAUAACUUGCCUGAACUCACAAAGUUAGAAGCUACCAAUAACCCCAAAUUAUCUUACAUCCACCGCUUGGCUUUUCGAAGUGUUCCUGCCCUAGAGAGCUUGAUGUUGAACAACAAUGCUCUGAAUGCCGUUUAUCAAAAGACUGUCGAGUCGCUUCCUAAUCUGCGUGAGAUCAGUAUUCACAGCAAUCCCCUGAGGUGUGACUGUGUCAUCCACUGGAUUAACUCCAACAAGACAAACAUCCGCUUCAUGGAGCCCUUGUCUAUGUUCUGCGCCAUGCCGCCUGAAUACAGAGGGCAACAGGUAAAGGAAGUGUUAAUCCAGGAUUCCAGUGAGCAGUGCCUCCCAAUGAUAUCUCAUGACACAUUUCCAAAUCAUUUAAACAUGGACGUCGGCACAACGGUUUUCCUAGACUGUCGGGCCAUGGCUGAGCCGGAACCUGAAAUAUACUGGGUCACUCCCCUCGGGGAUAAGAUAACUGUGGAAACCCUUUCAGAUAAAUAUAAGCUAAGCAGUGAAGGUACAUUGGAAAUAUCUAAAAUACAGAUUGAAGACUCAGGAAGAUACACUUGUGUUGCCCAGAAUGUGGAAGGGGCAGACACUCGAGUGGUGAUGAUUAAGGUUAAUGGAACCCUUCUGGAUGGUACCCAGGUGCUGAAAAUAUAUGUCAAGCAGACAGAAUCUCAUUCCAUUUUAGUGUCCUGGAAAGUCAAUUCCAAUGUCAUGACGUCAAACUUAAAAUGGUCAUCUGCCACCAUGAAGAUUGACAACCCCCACAUAACAUAUACUGCCAGGGUCCCGGUAGAUGUUCACGAAUACAACCUAACACAUCUGCAGCCUUCCACAGAUUAUGAAGUGUGUCUCACAGUGUCCAAUAUUCAUCAGCAGACUCAAAAGUCAUGUGUCAACGUCACAACCAAAAAUGCUGCCUUCGCUCUGGACAUUUCUGAUCAAGAAACCAGUACAGCCCUUGCUGCAGUAAUGGGGUCCAUGUUUGCUGUCAUUAGCCUUGCGUCCAUUGCUGUGUAUAUUGCCAAAAGAUUUAAGAGGAAAAACUACCAUCAUUCAUUGAAAAAGUAUAUGCAAAAAACCUCUUCCAUCCCACUAAAUGAGCUGUACCCACCACUCAUUAACCUCUGGGAAGGUGACAGCGAGAAAGACAAAGAUGUUAUUGCAGAUUCCAAGCCAACCCAAGUUGACACAUCCAGAAGCUAUUACAUGUGGUAACUCAGUGGAUAUUUUGCUUCUGGUAGUAAGGAGCACAAAGACGUUUUUGCUUUAUUCUGCAAAAGUAACAAGUUGAAGACUUUUGUAUUUUUGACUUUGCUAGUUUGUGGCAGAGUGGAGAGGACGGGUGGAUAUUUCAGAUUUUUUUAGUAUAGCGUAUCGCAAGGGUUUGACACAACUGGCAGCGUCUCUAGGCUUCCGGUUUGUGUUUGGUUUUUAUUCUUAUCAUUAUUAUGAUUAUUAUUAUUAUAUUAUUAUUAUUAUUAUUUUGUUUUAGUUGUUGUGCUAAACUUAAUAAUGCUGUUCUAACUACAAUGCUCAAUAAAAUGACUAAUGACAGGUUGGGGUUCCCCUGUGCUUUUACCAGUAGCAUGACCCCUUCUUCUGAAGCCAUCAGCAGACAGUACCAUGUCCUCCAAAAAGCUAACACCGGUUGUGAAGCAGCAUUGAAACUUUUGUAGCAAUCUGGUCUAUAGACUUUUAACUCAAGAAGCUAAGGCUAGACUUGUUACCUUUGUUGAAUGAUGUUAGUUGACUGUACUGUAAUGUUGUAUCAACUGAAUUGAAUGUUUGCUUUUGAACAACAACUUUUCUUUUUGUAAUAGUUAAAAGGCUUAGAACAAGCUAACAGGCAAUAGAAAUAUGUAUAUCAGAUUUUUUAUGUAACAGACUACAUGUUAAUUGAUACCUUAUUCUUUUUAUCUUUAGUAGACACUUUUAAAAAAAAGAUAAUAAUUUUGUUGUGUUUAACUCACCAACAUGUGGUGUAUAAUGAAGACAGAACUAUAAUAAAUUAGUUUUGUUCUGAUUUUUUAGAACACUUGCAAUAAUGUAUCAUUUAUAGUUCUUGCUAGUUGCAGUGGUGAUAUUUUUCACAUCCCUAAAAACAACCACCAAAAUAAAUUACCGAGAGCAUGUUGCUUUUUAAAACUAGGCCUAAAAAUUUUUGAUUUCUUUUUCUAAGGGAAGAAAUGAAUAUUUUAAUGAAAAGGAUUUCUAUAUUUUAAAUAUUACUGAUAAGACCUAAUGGAAGGAAAAGUUCAUAUGAAGAAAAAAGGUGUAUUACUGUAUCCCAUGUAGAGCUAAAUGUAGCAAAAGACAUAGAUGUGUCACAUUCCUUCUCUGUAAGGGUCUUGUUAAAAUCUGAUUUUUUUAAAGUAGUAUCCAUAUUCCCCAUCAGUCUAAAACAUAAGUUCCGAAAUGUAUUACAUGUUAUUCCUCUAACAGCUGUCAUUAUGCCUAGAUACAUAAUAAUCCACAUAUCAGUGGGGAGAUAUCUACUAAGAGAAGUAAAUGAUUAAUAGAAGAGAGAACAACUUCUCUACAACUAGCAUUUUACAUCCAAAUAAGAUAUAGAAACAGUUUUGCAGAAUAAUGUGUUUCCCGAAUAAUGUGUGUGAAAUUUAGAACAGAAGGACCCAGAUUUAGGUGGGAGGCCAAAUCCACAAAGUAGGGGAGGGGGAAGAUUUGAAGGUAUAGUUAGAGGAAAGAGGACCCACUUGAAGAUGAAGACUGAUACAGCAGAGAAAUGUUUUUAAAAGACUGUUCCAGCUGGCACCUGCUCCCAGAGACAUGCUGUCACACCAGGAACGAUGAGAUUGUAAAAAGAAAUUGAGAGCAAGCGGGUGCCAGCUGAGCAAAAGCAAGGGAAAGGGAGAACGAAGUGCAAGUGAGGAAGGAUGAAGGAUUUCUUUGUAAAAUUCCUUUUCUGUGUGUGUGAAUCUCUUAGGAAAAAAUCAUCACCUUCCUUCCCAUAGUGUCUACUGUGUAGAAGAGAAGUUUGAAAGCUGAAGCAAGUGAGCUGCAUAGAAAAACAAAGAGCAUCUGAAUAAGAAGCAUCUCUCUCCACAGCCUUCAUUUGUUGGCAGAAAAACUGGGGCCCAGAGAAGGAUUGUAACUUGCCCUGGUCAGACUUUUAUCCAUGGAGAAGGCUGCCUCCAUCUGUUGCUCUGGGACCAGCAGCCUUCUAGACUGUGGUGCAGAGCUUCUCUUUUAUAGUUCUCACAACCUCUGGUGCCCUUGCUUCACAACUGCCUUGUAUCUUCAAGUUCUCAUUUAUUCAGGACAUAUUUUAGCACAAGGGCAAACCAAAGGGUCUGGAAAGCUUCUGCCUCAUGGUUAUUUGCCAGUUACAUGUGGGAUACACCGGGGACUAGAGAUGCUUUGGAUGCAGCCUUGGUGGGGGAGGGUUUCCUGCCGGGGACUCUUCAAAUAUCUACAGACAGUAAUGGACUAUCCAACAAACUCUUCCGCUAAUUCUGCAAACCGUGAAAGGAGAAUGAUGCCAAAGCUUUAGGCCCAGAGCAGGGAGGAGGCAUUGUUCAUCCCAUACAGCACUGACCUGAACCUGGCACAUAAUCAGCACUCAACUAUUAGUGGCAUGAACGAAAACAACAACAACAAAACCACUUCCCUAUUCUGGGUAUGUAACAAGGGGUCGCAAGAGUCGGACGCGACUUAGCGACUAAACCACCACCACCACCACCAAGCAGCAGGAAAUCCAGUGUUUUUUUUGCCAACUAUCUUCUGCCAGGUCAGUUUGGGGGUAAAACCCUUUAACUCCUUUUCCAAUAAAAUAUUUGAGCUUCUUGUUCCUUGUCCAUGCCACUUGGUUUUCAGUCGAGAGAAAGCAAAACGGCAUAGUAUUUUUUUUUUUACCCAACCAAGUAUUUUCUCAUCUGUACUUAAUUUAAUUUGAUCCGUUAGACAGCCAGUGAAAUUAGACAUCAAACGAGGUCCUGAUUGGUAAUGGAAGUUAUAUCACCUUUACCAAUGAAGGGACUAUUAUAGGUCAUUUUCUAAUUCAUAUUUUUCCCUUCCACUUCCUGCUGCCCUCAGGGCAUAUAAUGUAUCUCUAACUUUAUUUCACAAGGUUAUUUUUGGAUCAGUUUCUUAAAACAGGCAUUCCCAAAUUUGCCUAAUUGAACUGAUGCCAUGAAUAUAAAAACAAAUGCAAUGCUUGAUUAUCAAAUUUUCUAAUUUGCCUGUGUGAUUGGCCAAAAGGAAUUAUAUCCAUUCUUUCACAAACAAACAAUACUGAAGUCUAUUAUCUUCUCUCAUGUGGUUUUCUAUUUAUUCAUUCAUUUAUUUGCUAAGGACACCAUGAUCAGUCCUUUACUUGGUGUUUGCUUUCUAUCUCUAUAGUCAUGUUCCAGGGCAUUUUCUUUUCUUCAUUACUAGGGGAAAAUUUUUCACAUGCCUAACAUUUUCCCAGGAAAACCAUACUUUCUGACUUUCUAUUCACUGAAAAGAGGAGUUUAACUACUUCUAAUGCAUUCUAAAUACAACUGAAAAAUGCUUUCUUCACCUAAAUUCCGUCACUCUCACCCUGCUGGCAAAUAGACUUUUUAAAAUUGUUAUUCAUAAGGGAUUACCUACAGGGAAAAGGUUUCUUAAAAGACUUUGACAAUCACCAUUCAUCCAGAGCCCUGGAAUGAUUUUGACCUAGAAUCCCUGCAGGACUUGAUCUAAUCUGGUGUGGGCAAGAUCUCUCUGCCCUGCCUCCCUUGCUGUGAUACCAGCUCCUUCACUCUGUACUCCAAGUCAGGAACUUAGGGUACAUGGUAAGAAUAAGGAGAUAGCAAGGGAGUGCUUUAUUUUUGUACCUGCUUAUUCAGCAUUGCCCAGCACAGUUUAAGAGAACUAAAUGGAUGUCUAGUAUUGUAGAGUUCCUCAGACACUUGAUGGUACUAAUAUGAAGUACAUAGCAUUUCCCUGUCGUUUCACCAUUAGGAUAUCUCAGGCUACUAUUAUUCUGCAUUACAGAUCCUGAGAAUUUGAGGAUUUAAUUUAAUCUCCAAAAUAGUCCUGAUAAACUGGGUAUUUAUUCUUCACAAUUUUAUAGAAAAGACAGUCAAGGCCUAUUUGUUGUUGUUGUUCAGUCACUAACUCGUGUCCAAGUCUUUGCAACCCCAUGGACUGCAGAAUGCCAGGCUCCUCUGUCCGCCACUAUCUCCUGGAGUUUGCGCAGAUUCACAUCCAUUGAUCUGGUGAUGCUGUCUAACCAGCUCCUCCUCUGCUGUUGCCUUCCCCUUUUGCCUGACGCCAUCCAGUUCUGUAAGUGGGUGACUGGGAUGGGGCCCUUCACUUCCCGUCUCCUCCACAUCCACCUGGCACGCUUCUAAGGUGGAGUGGGGAGCACCUACCAAAGGUGAGAGGCUGGAGGUCACAAGCAUGUGGAGGAGGCAGAGAAAGCACAUGCUGGAGAAUUCACGGGAGAUGACUCUGCAAACUUUGUAUCUUAAAGUUCUUCUCUCUUCCCCUUUAAAGCUUUGUGCUAGGAAUUUCUGAGAUACCCAUCAAAACUAUGUUCACAUGAGGCUUAACUUUAAUUCUAACCUUCAAUUCUCGUAUAAUCUGUUACAUGCUCAGAAAAUUUUAAAGAUUUUGUGGAGGAAAUUCCAAGCUCCUCCUUUCCUUAGCAGAAGAUUAUGGAAGGUGUAUGUAAAGUUAGUAACAAACUCAAUCUUUAGCUCUGAAGCUUAAAGAGGGAAAUGUGGAAUUCCUAUAACUAGAAGGGUGUGUCUGACAUACUUGGAAAAAAAUGGGUUUUGUAUAACCACCAAGUUUAUGGAGUUGGUGAGAUCUUUUUAUUCAGGGAUCUCUCUGUUCCCCAGGGAAAAAAAGUAUCCAGAGGCUGAAAGACAUUAAAAGGAUGUCUUGAUUUCUUAUUUUUAAUAAAUGUGACAGCACUCUUGACAUAA
Molecule: messenger RNA, 7639 nt
Organism: Cervus elaphus (red deer)
Lineage: Eukaryota; Metazoa; Chordata; Mammalia; Artiodactyla; Cervidae
Gene: LRRN1
Product: leucine rich repeat neuronal 1
Exons: 2
Coding region: 786-2936 (716 amino acids)
Molecular function (GO): protein binding
Source: RefSeq, a predicted model, not a curated record